AAACAUCAGAAACUUCCAAUUUCUUUGUUAUUUGUUUGUCUUAUGAUCAGCAGCGCUUUAAUGGCUGCCUCUGCCAACUUCUACGAGGAGGUUGACCAGAUCUGGGGAGAUGGCCGAGCCCAAAUACUCAAAAAUGGGGAAGUCAUGAGCGUGUCUCUGGACAGAACCUCCGGCUCCUGUUUCCGGUCUAGAAAUCAAUACUUAUCUGCGAAGAUGGAUUUGCAAAUCAAGCUGGUCCCGGGGAAUUCUGCGGGGACUGUCACUGCAUUUUACGUGUCGUCUGUGGGGGAGUUUCAUGACGAGAUAGACUUUGAAUUCUUGGGGAGAGUUGAUGGGGAUCCUUACAUUCUUCAGACCAAUAUGUUCAUUCAUGGAGAAGGCAAAAGAGAGACCCAAUUCUUCCUUUGGUUUGACCCCACCAAGGAUUUCCACAACUACACCAUUCUCUGGACUCCUCUGCAUAUCGUUCUGUACGUGGACGGGAUUCCGAUAAGAGAGUUGAAGAACAAGAAAGAAACGGGAGCUCCGUUCCCGCUCCGGCAGCCGAUGAGAUUAUACGGCAGCCUUUGGAACGCGGAAAGCUGGGCCACCAGAGGUGGGGCGGUGAAGACAGACUGGACCAAAGCGCCGUUCCGAGCGUGGUUCAAGAAUUUAAGGGCCGAUGGGUGCUUAUGGUCCGACCAUAAUGGAAAAUCCAAAUCCAACUGCAGUUCAAGUUCGGCCACGUGGCUUUCGUCCUCCACACUUGAUUAUGGAAGUCAACGACGCAUGAAAUGGGCUCAACGCAACUUUAUGUUCUAUGAUUAUUGUAAUGACACCGCUCGUUUCCCUCAAGGUCUUCCUCCCGAGUGUUAAUUCAUCGCCAAUCCUCUCCUUUUAAUUCUGGUUUGAGGACCAUUAGGACUAUCUUGUUCUUACUAUUGAAUGUUCCAUAUCUUAAAAAAAAUUGCAAAAGACAAAAAUUCUUUUUUUUUUUAUAAU
This is a messenger RNA of Momordica charantia (bitter melon), 981 nucleotides long. Its product is annotated as xyloglucan endotransglucosylase protein 7-like. Gene Ontology annotation, molecular function: hydrolase activity, hydrolyzing O-glycosyl compounds; xyloglucan:xyloglucosyl transferase activity. Gene Ontology annotation, cellular component: cell wall; apoplast. The record is from RefSeq and is a predicted model, not a curated record. Gene Ontology annotation, biological process: xyloglucan metabolic process; cell wall biogenesis. Lineage: Eukaryota; Viridiplantae; Streptophyta; Magnoliopsida; Cucurbitales; Cucurbitaceae.